UCAGCAGGCCACGUCAGCAGGCCACGGCAGCAGUGCCACGGCAGCAGUGCCACGUCAGCAACCAGUCACGGCAGCAGCAGGUCACGUCAGUGCAUGGUGCUCACCCGCUCAAAGACAAGCGGCAUGGAGCAGCAGCCAGGCGAGACUACGGAGGCCUAUGAGGCCCGCAUGCUGGACAUGGUAGCAGAGUUCAAGCAACGGGCAGCUGCGGCAACAUCCGCACGUAAGAAGGAAGAUGAGGAAGCAGAGGAACAGCGUUGCCUCGCUGAACAGCAGCGACAGGCGGACGCUGAGGCAGCAGUGACGGCCGCAGACGAACGCCGUCGACUACGCCGAGACAAACUCCUCGAAUGUGAGGGGGAUAUCGAGGUGAUCGCCGGCGAAUGGGCAGUGGCUGCUGAAGAGGAGGGUGCCCCCUCUGCUGUGCGUGGCCUUGCAACCACAAUCGAACAUGCGAGCGACUUGGUCGCCACCUGUGCAGCACAGCAAGAGGACAUCCUCUGCAUGGACACCCUGGUUCGGAAGCAGAUUCGAACUAUUGAUGAACUGCUUGACCGGGUAGGCCGGCUGGAACAGCAGCUUGCAACAGCCACCCCUGCCGGACCCUCCAACUUGACGGACCGCGUCAACGUCUUGGAAAUCGACGUCGAGACUCUCAAGGAUGGCGCUUUAACGACAAAUCAGCGGAUUGACCAGCAAAUUUGCGCUGCCGCAGCCAGUCCCACCGCGACCAAUCGCGAGAGCAUCCCGAAGUUUGACGGCCUCCCGAUCUUCUGUGAUGCAACGAAGACGGACCCGAUCCCAUGGAAGCCAAACCCGACGGCGAUCAAGUUGGCUGACGGUCGGACGCAACAACUCCUCGAUCGCUACAUUCAAGCUGUGCCGGUUUAUUUUGCACCUCACGCAUGCAAACUGGUGAUGUUUGACGUCUUAGAUACGAACUUCGACAUUAUUUUGGGGAUGCCUUGGCUUGCAAGUGCGGAUCACACGGUUAACUUCCAUCAGCGAACACUUACCGUUCGCGACGCCUUCGGCGCCGAGGUGCCGUGUACCAUCCCUCUUCCGCACUCCUCGAUCCGGUGCCAAGUUGUAACGGCCAAGUCUUUUCGGGCCACUUGCGCUUACAAGCGGACCGACGAGAAAGGCCUAUGUUUUCUACGAGCCGCCGCGACGACCGAAUCUUCACCUACGGACUUGUCUUCGGACCCCCGAGUGGUGCUGCUCGACGAGUUCACUGACAUCUUCGAGUCUCCUACCGGUGUGGUGCCGGAUCGGCCGAUCUCCCACGAGAUCAUUCUUGAGGCCGGUGCCGUGCCGCCGAAAGGAUGCAUCUAUCGCAUGAGCGAGGAAGAACUCGAGGAUCUCCUCGCUCAACUCGACGAUAUUUUGGACAAGGGCUGGAUCCGCCCUAGUAGCUCACCAUACGACGACAUUCUCGUCUAUAGACGGACAUUGGAGGAUCAUCUUGAGCACCUUCGACGAGUGUUGGAGACACUCCGCCGCGCCAAGUACAAAGUCAACCGCGACAAGUGUGAAUUUGUCCGGCAAGAGUUGGAAUACUUGGGCCAUUUUGUCACACCGGAGGGCAUCAGUCCGUUGUCGGACAAGAUUCAAGCCAUCCAAGAGUGGCCAAAGCCGAAGACCGUCACAAAUGUCCGUUCCUUCCUUGGCUUAGCCGACUACUAUCAACGCUUCAUCAAGGGAUACUCGAAGAUCGCGGCUCCUUUAUCCAAGCUUCAAUGCGAGGACCGGCCAUUCGACUUCGACGACCAUGCGGGGACUUCAUUUUUGGCUCUCAAAGCUGCAUUGCUAUCCGCGGAGGUGGAAGCGAUUGCCAUGGACAUUACCGGCCCGUUCCCCAAGCACAAGACCGGAGUGGAUGGGAUUCUCACGGUCGUCGACCGCCUCACCAAGUUCGCCAUGUUUUUGCCUUGUCGCUAUCAUGCCAAGGCACCGGAGUUGGCCGAGGUUCUGUACGCCGAUUGGAUUCGCACCAAGGGUUACCCCAAGGAAAUCGUUUGUGACCGCGACACUCGGUUCAUGUCGGAUUUUUGGUUGGCGCUCAUCAARCGAUGGGGCUCAUCUCUCAAGCCAAGUUCGGCUCGCCACCCCCAAACCGAUGGCCAAACGGAGAGGGCGCAUCAGACUGCACAGGUUCUCCUUCACACUCUCAUCCGUCCUGACCAAAAGGAUUGGGUUGACCGGCUGCCGGAUGUCGAGUUGGCAUACAACUCGUCCAUCCACCCGGCUAUCAGGAUGUCGCCCUUCGAGCUCGAGCACGGCUCGCCGGUCACUUCUCCGUUGGACACAAUCAUUCCACGAACGUCCGAGAGCGACGAACAUCUUCUUUUCUUGCAACGGAUGCAAGAGCUACUUGUCAAGGCACGCGACCAGAUGGCCAAGACGCAGCAACGCAUGAGCCAACAGGCCAAUCGCCAGCGUCUUCCUUGCCCAUUCCGCGCCGACAAUCUCGUUUGGGUUUCCGCCGCGGAAUUCAGCCUUGAACAAGAUAUCUCUCACAAGCUCCUCCCAAAAUGGAUGGGGCCUUGGCCGAUCGUGGCACCCGCCGGGGAUGCACCCGAAGGACUUUCAUUCACCAUUCAGGUGCCCGCCCACUUGCCUGUCUACCCGGUCUUUCAUUGCUCCAAGUUGGCUCUCUACACGCAGCGAAACAUGACAAUUUUCUCGAACGACGAUUGCAAGACCCACCCUCUGUCGACGGCUUUCAAGACGUCGGCAACAUCAUCUCCCAGUGACACUACGGCAACAGGCCAACCGAGUACUUGGUACACUUUGCGUACUACAGUCACCGAGCUGACCGUUGGUUAACCCGUGCGGAACUCCAAGCAACAACUCCGGAUGUUCUCGCACGCUACGAACGCAAGAUGCG
Molecule: messenger RNA, 2890 nt
Organism: Chara braunii
Lineage: Eukaryota; Viridiplantae; Streptophyta; Charophyceae; Charales; Characeae
Source: the annotation of a GenBank genome assembly